AUGGCAGAGCAUCAUCAACUCGAACCGUUUCCACGCUUGGCAAUGGAGAUGGAGCGCGUACCAGCAUCACCCACGAUGCCAGACGAAGCUACUACCUCAGCACGCCUCAACGUGCCAGAGAGACCGUUCGACACGCCACUGCUUACACCAAUACCUUCCAAGAUGACGCCUCGCAUGGUCGACCUGCAUCGCCAGGCUCCUAAGAAAGCGCCCACCCUACAACAAUUGGUAGACGAAAUGGAGACCUCGGAGAUGAUGGCCUUUCGUAUCCGGACGAUAGCGAGUGCUCAAGAAGACCACUUCAACGCACUCUCAGGCCUAGAGCAAGGCAACGACUCCAUCAACGCCACCUCUUUCAUAGAAGCAGCAGCAGGAAGCUGCCCAUACACCGCGCCACAACCCAUCGCAUAUCCUGCACUACCGAUCGAUGCCACCCAUGAGACACACCUUUCCACCGACUCACACGCAUCUGCCGCCCACUGGGGUACCCCAGUCUGGCUCGUCUUCGCAGCCCUCGCCCAUCUAUGGCUGAUCUUGGCCAUAACCGAUUUGUACUGCACCGCUUCAAUCUUCUCUGUGGCAAAUGUAGUGAUGGCUACGAUGAUGGCGAUGGGGUUUGCAGUUUUCUCGGCUACAGGAACCCCGCGGGCGCGUCCCGGGAUGAUUUGGUGGCGUGUAUGCUGA
Messenger RNA from Cyphellophora attinorum, 684 nucleotides. RefSeq lists its product as uncharacterized. Lineage: Eukaryota; Fungi; Ascomycota; Eurotiomycetes; Chaetothyriales; Cyphellophoraceae. The record is from RefSeq and is a predicted model, not a curated record. The coding region runs from base 1 to 684 and encodes 227 amino acids. The transcript has a single exon.